AUGCAACGGACGACCGUGCGACGACCGUUCGACGCUCGCGACAUCCCUUCGAAAAUGCGGAUUCUCUGGAGCGGUGCUGCCGCGGGAGACGAGCGUGCGAGAGGUGAUGCUGACUGCUGGGGCGGCGUUGGUGCUGGCGCGGUGCUGCUGCGUCCAUGGAAGCAUGACGUUGACUGGCGUUGCUGCUGUGUUGGAGGCGGUGCUGCUGUGUUGGAGGCGGUGCUGCUGUGUUGGAGGCGGUGCUGCUGUGUAGGAGGAGGUGCUGCUGUGUUGGAGGUGGUGCUGCUGUGUUGGAGGCGGUGCUGCUGUGUUGGAGGCGGUGCUGCUGUGUUGGAGGCGGUGCUGCUGUGUUGGAGCGGUGCUGCUGUGUUGGAGCGGUGCUGCUGUGUUGGAGCGGUGCUGCUGUGUUGGAGCGGUUCUGCUGUGUUGGAGCGGUUCUGCAGUGUUGGAGGCGGUGCUGCUGUGUUGGAGGCGGUGCUGCUGUGUUGGAGAGGUGCUGCUGUGUUGGAGCGGUGCUGCUGUGUUGGAGGCGGUGCUGCUGUGUUGGAGGCGGUGCUGCUGUGUUGGAGCGGUGCUGCUGUGUUGGAGCAGUGCUGCUGUGUUGGAGGCGGUGCUGCUGUGUUGGAGGCGGUGCUGCUGAGUUGGAGCGGUGCUGCUGUGUUGGAGCGGUGCUGCUGUGUUGGAGGCGGUGCUGCUGUGUUGGAGGCGGUGCUGCUGUGUUGGAGCGGUGCUGCUGUGUUGGAGCGGUGCUGCUGUGUUGGAGGCGGUGCUGCUGUGUUGGAGGCGGUGCUGCUGUGUUGGAGCGGUGCUGCUGUGUUGGAGCGGUGCUGCUGUGUUGGAGCGGUGUUGCUGUGUUGGAGGCGGUGCUGCUGUGUUGAGGCGGUGCUGCUGUGUUGGAGGCGGUGCUGCUGUGUUGGAGCGGUGCUGCUGUGUUGGAGCGGAGGAGGUGCUGCUGUGUUGGAGGUGGUGCUGCUGUGUUGGAGGCGGUGCUGCUGUGUUGGAGGCGGUGCUGCUGUGUUGGAGGCGGUGCUGCUGUGUUGGAGCGGUGCUGCUGUGUUGGAGCGGUGCUGCUGUGUUGGAGGCGGUGCUGCUGUGUUGGAGGCGGUGCUGCUGUGUUGGAGCGGUGCUGCUGUGUUGGAGCGGUGCUGCUGUGUUGGAGCGGUGCUGCUGUGUUGGAGCGGUUCUGCUGUGUUGGAGCGGUUCUGCAGUGUUGGAGGCGGUGCUGCUGUGUUGGAGGCGGUGGUGCUGUGUUGGAGAGGUGCUGCUGUGUUGGAGCGGUGCUGCUGUGUUGGAGGCGGUGCUGCUGUGUUGGAGGCGGUGCUGCUGUGUUGGAGCGGUGCUGCUGUGUUGGAGCAGUGCUGCUGUGUUGGAGGCGGUGCUGCUGUGUUGGAGGCGGUGCUGCUGAGUUGGAGCGGUGCUGCUGUGUUGGAGGCGGUGCUGCUGUGUUGGAGGCGGUGCUGCUGUGUUGGAGCGGUGCUGCUGUGUUGGAGGCAGUGCUGCUGUGUUGGAGCGGUGCUGCUGUGUUGGAGGCGGUUCUGCAGUGUUGGAGGCGGUGCUGCUGUGUUGGAGGCGGUGCUGCUGUGUUGGAGAGGUGCUGCUGUGUUGGAGCGGUGCUGCUGUGUUGGAGGCGGUGCUGCUGUGUUGGAGGCGGUGCUGCUGUGUUGGAGCGGUGCUGCUGUGUUGGAGCAGUGCUGCUGUGUUGGAGGCGGUGCUGCUGUGUUGGAGGCGGUGCUGCUGAGUUGGAGCGGUGCUGCUGUGUUGGAGGCGGUGCUGCUGUGUUGGAGCGGUGCUGCUGUGUUGGAGGCGGUGCUGCUGUGUUGGAGGCGGUGCUGCUGUGUUGGAGCGGUGCUGCUGUGUUGGAGGCAGUGCUGCUGUGUUGGAGCGGUGCUGCUGUGUUGGAGGCGGUUCUGCAGUGUUGGAGGCGGUGCUGCUGUGUUGGAGGCGGUGCUGCUGUGUUGGAGAGGUGCUGCUGUGUUGGAGCGGUGCUGCUGUGUUGGAGGCGGUGCUGCUGUGUUGGAGGCGGUGCUGCUGUGUUGGAGCGGUGCUGCUGUGUUGGAGCAGUGCUGCUGUGUUGGAGGCGGUGCUGCUGUGUUGGAGGCGGUGCUGCUGAGUUGGAGCGGUGCUGCUGUGUUGGAGGCGGUGCUGCUGUGUUGGAGCGGUGCUGCUGUGUUGGAGGCGGUGCUGCUGUGUUGGAGGCGGUGCUGCUGUGUUGGAGCGGUGCUGCUGUGUUGGAGGCAGUGCUGCUGUGUUGGAGCGGUGCUGCUGUGUUGGAGGCGGUGCUGCUGUGUUGGAGCGGUGCUGCUGUGUUGGAGCGGUGCUGCUGUGUUGGAGGCGGUGCUGCUGUGUUGGAGGCGGUGCUGCUGUGUUGGAGCGGUGCUGCUGUGUUGGAGCGGUGCUGCUGUGUUGGAGCGGUGCUGCUGUGUUGGAGGCGGUGCUGCUGUGUUGAGGCGGUGCUGCUGUGUUGGAGGCGGUGCUGCUGUGUUGGAGCGGUGCUGCUGUGUUGGAGCGGUGCUUCUGUGUUGGAGCGGUGCUGCUGUGUUGGAGCGGUGCUGCUGUGUUGGAGCGGUGCUGCUGUGUUGGAGGCGGUCCUGCUGUGAAGGAGGUGGCGUGGUGCUGCUGCGAAGGAGGUGGCGUGGUGCUGCUGCUCUUCUCUUCUCCAACACCUGUCAACAUCCGGCUAAGUUCCCUCUUCCCCAAUUGCUCCUGACCCCCCCAAGACUUCAAGACGGCUUCAUUCCCCUCGGUAAGUGCUCGUCCAUUUCUGUUUUCUUGUUUUCCACAUGCACUAAUGUCGUGGUUUGUUGCCUCCCUCCCCUUUCUGACAGCCCCAAGACUUCAAGACGGCUUCAUUCCCCUCGACAGCCCCGAGACUUCAAGACGGCUCCAUUCCCCUCGACAGCCCCAAGACUUCAAGACGGCUUCAUUCCCCUCGACAGCCCCAAGACUUCAAGACGGCUUCAUUCCCCUCGACAGCCCCAAGACUUCAAGACUGCUCCAUUCCCCUCGACAGACCCAAGACUUCAAGACGGCUUCAUUCCCCUCGAGACGGAGGAGCAGAGGAGUUCGGGAGGAGAGGAGUUCGGGAGCAGAGGAGUUCGGGAGGAGAGGAGUGUGGGAGGAGCAGAGGAGCGCAGCAGAUAG
Molecule: messenger RNA, 3141 nt
Organism: Closterium sp. Yama58-4
Lineage: Eukaryota; Viridiplantae; Streptophyta; Zygnematophyceae; Desmidiales; Closteriaceae
Source: the annotation of a GenBank genome assembly